Portunus trituberculatus (swimming crab) is the source of this 777-nucleotide messenger RNA. RefSeq lists its product as uncharacterized. Lineage: Eukaryota; Metazoa; Arthropoda; Malacostraca; Decapoda; Portunidae. Bases 1 to 777 code for a protein of 258 amino acids. The transcript has 4 exons. The record is from RefSeq and is a predicted model, not a curated record. Gene Ontology annotation, molecular function: nucleic acid binding.
AUGCGUUACGUCAAGGAAGGGUGGCCACAUAUUACUGACUCGGAGGAGAUACGACACUACAUGAAGCUGGCGAACUCCCUGACUACGGAGAAUGGUUGUCUUCUCCUUGGAUCAAGGAUCGUCAUCCCACACUGCUUGAGGGAACCGGUGCUGCACCUCAUACACCUGGGUCAUUUUGAGCCGUACCAUCAUGCUACAAACGGUGUUGCUGAACGGCUGAGGCAGUCGUUCAAGCAGUCUUUGAGGAAAUCAACACUGUCGCCAAAUGCUGCACUACAGGAAUUCCUGCUACAGUACCGACGUACACCUUUGGAUUCCGGAUACUCUCCUAGUGAACUGCUCAACGGUCGGCAGAUUAGGAGAGACAAGCAACGUCGAUGGGUUCCAGCCGUGGUUACUAAGGUUUUUGGGUCAAGGAGUGUUAAUGUUCGUGUUCUUCAUGGAGGUCCUACAUGGCGCCAUCACAUCGACCAGCUACGCCCCCGCUAUGGAGUGGAACACGACGAUGAUCCAGGAGAGGCAUUAAUGUCCACUUCACCGAUCCCAGACCCAAAACCACAGGAUGGAGAUGGUACAGCAUCCCGUCCAGCUAGACGUUUGGAGAAGAGGCGGAAUCCUCGACUACCGACACCCACCGAUGACCACUAUGGACCGGACAAUCCAAGACGUUCGAAACGUCUCAAACAGAAGACGACGGAGGAUGAGGGAUAUCUGCCAGAGUCACUAUCCUCGUCUGAAGUGUCUGCUGUGUUGAUCACAAACGAGUCUAGAACAUGA